Messenger RNA from Uranotaenia lowii, 5422 nucleotides. It is a transcript of the gene Tusp, whose product is annotated as tubby-related protein 4. The coding region runs from base 889 to 5403 and encodes 1504 amino acids. The record is from RefSeq and is a predicted model, not a curated record. NCBI's taxonomy places the organism in Eukaryota, Metazoa, Arthropoda, Insecta, Diptera, Culicidae. The transcript has 12 exons. Gene Ontology annotation, molecular function: protein binding.
AAACCAGCAAGAAGCUCAAGUGUUGAAAGGAAAAGCAAAUGUCAAAUGACAUAAUUCCAAUUUUUCUCCCUUUAUCAACUGCUGCCCAACUGUAGCCCAAAUCGGAGUUAUUUUUCUGGUGCAAGUGUAUGAGUGUGCGUUCCGAUACACCGAAUGGUGGAGCAGCCAUCGGUCCGUGAUAUCCUUUUCGGGUGACAAACUGAAAGAAAAAUUUUGUGCGACAAAAAGAACGGUGUGCGAAGUCGAGAAAUUCAAUCUGAAAUACAAAAUUGGAUUAUAUUUGGAGAAGUAUCAUACACAAGAAAAACCUGUCAUCACAUACUUUGCCAUUCACGAGCUGGACACGUUCCCCGUAUGAAUUCCAAUCCUUCGGGCAAGAAAACCAAUUACCAUAUAAUGUCCGGUUUCGAGGGUCCGGGGACAGCCAACUAGACGUGAGGUUCGAGUGUCACCACAGAGCUUAUCAAUAAUUCGCUCGCAUCACGUUCGCUAUGACGAGCUCACUCAUCGGCCGGUCUACCCACAUCCGUUAACAUCUCCGGUGGAAUUUUCUGAACAGUUGCCAAGUUUCGUUUAUCCUGGCGUCGACAGCGACAUUUUGACAUUGUACUGUAAACAUCUGAAGCUACUAAAAAAAUAGUACUGGAAUUGUGACAAAGUGCAUCGCGAUAUCGAGAUAUUCCGUUUCGAAUGAAGAUUAUAACUGACGAAGAAUGUGCACCGAAAAUUUGACCCAUUCGGGGUUGACACCACCAGUGGAAUGUGUUGAGUGUUGAGGCUGCCGGUGGCGUACAGGUGGCAGUAGUGGAUUAUUUAUAACGUUGUUUGUUUAUCGGUUGAGAGAGCGUCUGUGUGCGCGAUACUAGCGACAUCAGUCAGUCGAACAACAUGCAUCUGCACUUCGAGAAAAGCACCAACACCAAAUGCGACUGCUCGAUUCUGUCGCUCUCAUGGAUGGGCAAAGUGCCGGACGAUAUUCCAGAGGAGGAGGGCUGGAAGCUUAAUCGUACCAAUUACUACCAGGAGGGUUGGCUGGCGACGGGAAAUGUCCGAGGAAUCGUGGGUGUCACCUUCACCACAUCCCACUGCAAGAAGAACGUCGAGUAUCCGCUGAGAACGAACUACAACCUUCGGGGCCAUCGGUCCGACGUAAUUUUAGUAAAAUGGAACGAACCCUACCAGAAGCUGGCCAGCUGUGAUAGUUCCGGAAUCAUUUUCGUGUGGAUCAAAUACGAAGGCCGUUGGAGCGUGGAACUCAUCAAUGACCGCAACACGCCGGUGACGCACUUUUCCUGGUCCCACGAUGGCCGAAUGGCGCUGAUAUGUUAUCAGGACGGCUUCGUGUUAGUCGGUUCGGUGGCCGGUCAGCGCUACUGGUCCUCGAUGUUGAACCUGGAUGCGACCAUCACCUGUGGCAUUUGGACACCGGACGAUCAGCAGGUGUACUUCGGCACCACCCAGGGACAGAUCAUCGUGAUGGACGUGCACGGAGCCAUGGUAUCGCAGGUGCAACUGUGCUCUGACAUCGGCAUCACGGCCAUGGCGUGGUCCUGCGAAAAGUUCAAAAUGGAGGAAGGCGAAGAUACCGAACCUGGUGUCACUAAUGCUUCCAAACGUUCAUUUGUGCUAGCGGUUAGCUUUCAAAAUGGCUACAUCUAUCUGCUGAAGUCUUUCGAUGAUGUGUCUCCGUGCCACAUCCAUACCGGUAUGAACGGUGCGUUGGGAUUCGUGAUGGAGUGGAGUAACUCGCGGGAGCUGCUGGCCGUGGCCGGUAGUGAAAUAGUGCCUGGUCCUCAAAUGACCGAUGCCCACGGUGUUCCGGUGUUUAGCAACGUGCUCAAGUUCUACACCGAGUCGGGAAAUCUUUUAUACUCUGCAAGGAUACCCUGCAGUACGACACCGGUGACUGCACUGACAUGGGGUCACAACGAUAAGCGUAUUUUUAUUGCCACCGGUACCCAGGUACACAUAGCUUGGGUUUCGCGAAGGGUCGCUUCGUUGCAGCUCUUCUGCCGAUUGCAGGUCCAGUCCUCACUGACUUCCGAAGCUAUGCUACCAAGGCUUCCGCUACCGGGUCGAAUCAAGGCCCUAAUUGGAAAUCUUUUUGCUCAAACAAUAAGGUGCUGCGUUCCGGAUUUAAAAUCACUCCGGGAGUUUGUAUCUCGUCCACCGAUAUGUUCAACCCGACUGCACUGUACAAUGAUCCGUCACGAUGAAGAUGCCAACCAGAGCUCGGGAACUUGCUACACCUUGUAUCUGGAGUUCCUCGGUGGGCUAGUUCCCCUGCUGAAGGGGAAACGAACGUCCAAGAUUCGUCCCGAGUUUGUCAUCUUCGAUCCCCAGAUCGAUGAUGUCAGCUCAUACUGCACGUAUUCGUCCGAUUCAACAACCACCACUACGAAAAGUUCGUCGGCCUCCAGUCAUUCGACGAGCGGUACAACUGGUCGAUCUGAUAGUUCAGAUAGUGACGUUGAAGAUGGUUGCCGUUCGCCCCGAAUGUCACGGAAGCGAAAAGCCCGCACCAAAAAACGCCAACCUAGCCAGAGCGACCGAUCCCCGAAUCAAAACUCGGACUCAACAGAGAACAACGAGGAUCUGACGUAUCUCGAUACCUUACCAGAGCAUGCCAAACUAGUGGAGGUGACCUCCAACAUCUGGGGAACCAAAUUCAAGAUCCACGGUUUGGCAAAAACGCUUCCAGCGAAUCUUGGCCAGGUCACGUACAAAACCUCUCUGCUGCAUCUGCAACCACGUCAGAUGACGCUCGUGAUCACGGAACUGCGGGACGACUUCCCCACGGGGCCUGAUCCAAACUUUAAUCCGAACAUUUUUUCCGAGGACGAGGAAGAUCACACACAGCUACAUGCGAUGCCCAGCAGCAGUCGCAAAAUGGUGGAAUCGGCCCCGCCUAUUGCCCCAAUGUCUCCUAGACCAAAUAGGUUUCCAUCGCGGCCACGUCGUCAAACCCCAUCGUCUCUGGCUACGAGUUCAAGUUCACGGGCUCCAGCUUUAGGUAUGGGACCGUUGGCUCGGGCUGAGUCCUACGAAGAUGAUACCGAUGGCCCGGACAUUGGAGAACCCUCGACGUCCGUACCACCCAGAACAAUAACGACCCAGCCUAGACCAGGUCUCAGUUACUCCAGCCUAGUUAGUAGUAGACCUUCGUCCACCUCUAGUAGCCAAUCGCGUGUGGCCAUUUCUCCACUAUACUGUGAAGGAUCCGUGCCAACGCUGCAGUCACCAAAAAACGCCGUAGCACCUAGUGAUAUUAUAUUUGACAGGCCACCUGCUGGUCAAACGACUUUGAUGAGCUAUUCUAGCAACACAGACUACGUAAGCAACGUCGUCCAAGUCAAAAAUGCACUGAUGUCUUCGGACAGAACGAAUAAUCAGUCCCACGUGAAUCCGGUCCCAUUGAACCUUAAUCUUAAUCUUGAACGAAUUGAAGCCAAAGCUAGUAGUAGCCGAGAUACCACGUAUUCAGUACCCAGCAGUAGUAAGCACGGAACACCAAAGAAGCAAAAUCUCAAGUACAUUGACGAAGAAACUCCAUCGGCUUCCGUUACGCCGAUUGCCACCGAAAAUAGCACGAGUAGUGCUACGGCAAGCUCUACGGGAACCACUAUGAAACGAACACCGACAGUAGUUUCGAUGACCAUGGCGACCGGGAUUCCCGAAUCCAUCACUCGUAGCUGUAGCGUAGGAUAUCUUGAUAACAUGGAAAUUGUACCUAGUGACGCAGUGCUUUCGAUGAUGCGUAAGGAAACACCAUACAAGCGACUAGUUUUGGUGGACAAAAAGCGUCAGAAAAAAUACAAACGCAAUUUUGAUGACCCUAGGAAAUCACGCCUUCGCCAAGGUUGCAAAUCUAAAAGCCUAGAUUCCUGUGACAUACUCCAAGAUUCACCGAAUCUCAAUCGAGAUCUGAUCAACCUUUUCCGCCAAAUGCCUAAGGUCAACGAAUUGUCCGAAAAUGAAACCGAAUACUCAUCGUCCGAUCAGAUCGAACGGAUGAAACCCUCGAUCGCUGCCGUAGCAGGCCCAUCCAAACGGAGACCCUCUCUCAAGUUUCCCGGUGUCACCGGAUCGAAUCAUCCCAUUUCGAAAACACCGAUUCUCAAUAGGAAAGAAAAGCCGAAAAGCUGUGCGAUUUGUAAAAUGAUCUCUCCUACGGUAAAUUCUACGGAAACCGUUUGUGUAAAGUGUCGAAAGAAUGGUGCUCUCUCUAACGUGGACAAGGAAAACAACAGCCUUGAUGAACAGCAAAACCACAUCUAUGUAGAUAUCGUAAGUGCUAAACCUCCACAGGCUCCUCCGAAAUCCAAGAGAUCGCUACUGGAACAGUACAUCAGCUCAGCCUUUAGCAAUCAUGGCGAAUUGGUACUUAAGGACACAUGUGGUGCUGGUUCAAGCAAGAGUAUAUUCGAUAGGAAAAACAAUAACAACAGUACCAAUACGAAUGGCUGCGAAACUAAUGGAACCUGUAGCACUCCGACGAAAUCAAGAGUUAGAAAGAAUCUUGAAAUUGUGACAAGUUUUACCGAUAGUCCAUUGUUUAGCCGGCGGCAUCGAUCGUUGAAUCGUAGCGAUUCCUCUAAGCUGCAAAGCGAAAAUAAUACACCCGUACUAAGUAGGAAAACGGAUAAUGGUAAAGAAAACGAUGACAGUAGAAAGAGUAGGAAAAAGGACGAAAGUCCUCGGAGGCAUCGACGCAACGAUAGUUGUCCGGGUCCUAGCUCGGAAAACAAUAACGGAGACGGCCCUCCACUGAAACCGGUCGAAAUUACACCAGUCGAGCAGAAAGCUUCCGUUUCGUUGCACACACAGGCCCUAACUACACUUGAGAACAUUAUCAGUCGGUUGCGUGACCUCGACGAGGGUCGCCUAACACCUCCAUCGUCUCCCUCAAGUUCCCGUUUGCCGAGAAGCUCACCAGCCUCUCCGGCACCCAGUAAAAAGAGCAAACGCCACCAGAGUGCUUCGCCCAUUCGCCAUAUACUGAACUCGCCGUUACUGAACCGGCGUCAGCGCAAGAAACAGCACACCGAGAGCUCCGACGAUGAAAACCAGCUCCUUGGACAAACCGAUGAUAGUAGUGGUGGGAGUGGCAGCAACAAGCAGUACCGCGAUCUUGAAACUUUCCAAAAGGCACAACUUCGACAGAAGCUCAAGCGAGGGAAGAUUGAGCCGAAUGGUGUGCCGAGCUCGUUUUUGCCACAGGCUCCCGUGCGCAGGGAAUUCGUUAUGCACAACAAGGCGCCAAUGUGGAACGAAAAUAGUCAGGUUUACCAGCUGGAUUUCGGAGGACGGGUGACCCAAGAGUCGGCCAAGAACUUCCAGAUCGAGUUUCGGGGCAAGCAGGUAAGAUACAAAACGAGUACCUACUGGUGGCUCCAUAGAUAAAAAUGACUACAAACUACUC